Molecule: messenger RNA, 1174 nt
Organism: Daldinia vernicosa
Lineage: Eukaryota; Fungi; Ascomycota; Sordariomycetes; Xylariales; Hypoxylaceae
Exons: 2
Coding region: 1-678 (225 amino acids)
Biological process (GO): transcription by RNA polymerase II
Cellular component (GO): nucleus
Molecular function (GO): transcription coactivator activity
Source: RefSeq, a predicted model, not a curated record
AUGGCAGGGAAGAAAGGCGGCGACGGUAGCAAGAAGGCCGCCGGCCAAGCCCGAAAGGCUGAGACUGCCGCCAACAAGGCUGCCGCAGAGAACGCGAAGAAGGCGGCGGAAGAAGCCGCCGAUUGGGAGAGGGGUGCUAAAAAUAAUUCUAAGAAAGAAGCACAGGAAGCAAAGAAGGCAGAGCAAGCCCGGAAAAAGGCCGAAAAAGAAGCUCUUGCUGCCGAAGAGGAAAAGAGUCUGCCAACUCGCCCUGGACCUAAGAAUUCUAAGACGGCCGUUAAAAAAACAAAUCGGGGUCUCGACCUGUCUCAGUUUGAUGAUAAAAAGCUUCCGACGCUCGAGGCGUCGGGAGUGGAUAGCGCUCUAGAUGUUCUAGAUCUUGUUGCGUCGAACGGACCUAAAAUGAAUGUUGACAGGCAUGCCGAUAGAAGGGUUAAUGCUGCAUAUGCAGUGUUCCGGGAAAGACGACUCAAAGAGAUGAAAGAAGACGGAACUAGCGAAGGAUUGCGUAUGCAUACGAGGGAGGAAAUAAUCAAGAAGGAGUGGAAGACCAGCCCGGAAAACCCAAUCCACGACCCCCGGAAUGUUAAAUACAACGCGAAGAAAGACGAGAUCAAGGCAAUGAAGCAAGGGGAGAUGGACCGAAUUGAAGCUCUAUACGGCGAGGACUCUAAGUAGGAAUUAGGGACCUGGGUUGAAAGGAGCAAGAGAUUAUAUAUAGGAUAUCUAUGGUGAAGGAUAAAUGCGGGUAAGAGACAAUGAGUGUUGGUUGUAAUUGGCCAUCUCAUCUUUCUAAAGAGUUUUUCGUCUCUUGGGGUAGGGCUUGGGGCAAACUCAUUCAGGCUGGAAAACAAAGCCACAUGCAAAUAGGUUAGCAUAUAUAGAUUGUGUACCUCAUAGUAUGUAAAUGUACACUUAUGUAUAGUUGAACUUAUGUAUGUAUAGUUGACUUUGUAGGGUUGACUUAUGUCAACGAAAUUUACAGGAUAUUCAUAUUCUGGCGUCUUCAUCUCGCUAAUUGAAACAUUGACCUUUCUACUGGCUGAUGGUGCGUUGGCAUGCAUAAGUCUAGUAAAAUACCUAGGUACACUGAUUCGUAAAGCCCACUCCAACCCAAAACGUCUCGUGAUGACCACUUGAACAGUUAUUACAGUUUAAAAGACCAUACGCUGCG